GCAUGGGCUAUGUUUAAUUGGAUAUUUUACACAUGGCGAUCACUGAUCGGCUGAGAACAUUCCGCGCGGCAAUGGCUGAUUUGCCAUUCACAAGUAUACGUUUUCUCCUCCGGAUGAACACGCGAUGUUUUGAGAGUGGGAUAUACGCGCCCAGGAAAUGCAGAAGGUAAGGUGACGGUACAAGGAAAACAGGAUAAGAAAAUCGACGACGACGAACACGAUACCUUUCAUUUCUAUCAGCAGCUGCGGAGAAGUGUCGGAAGAUUCUCAUUACUUCUCGGUGCAGCGAAGCGUGUUUGGCCGACGGCGGGAUGGACGCUAAUCCAUUCUACUACUAGUCGUCGCCAAUGGCAACGCUGCCACGUGCCCCUUCGGUCUUAGCUCGUACGCCUUCAAUUUCCAGCAUUCGUCAGCGUCAUAAAUAUUGCCCCGUGAGCGUCGAAUCGUCAUCUGUCGUGGCCGUUAUACGUCCAGAAGCUUCCACCUUCCCUUAUCAGGCGACGUCUUCUUCCUCAUUCAGAAAGGGUUUUCGAAGAGUUUCGGCAAUUUCAGCGGCAAUGGCGGAUUUACCUCGAAGCACGGUUCUUGUCACCGGUGCUGGUGGUAGAACCGGUCAGAUAGUUUAUAAGAAAUUGAAGGAGAGGUCAGAUCAGUGUGUUGGAAGAGGUUUGGUGAGAACAGAGGAAAGCAGGGAGAAAAUUGGUGGGGCAGAAGAUGUUUUUGUUGGGGACAUUCGGGAUGCCAACAGCAUUAUUUCUGCCAUCCAGGGUAUUGAUGCUCUCAUAAUUCUCACAAGUGCUGUGCCGAAGAUGAAACCUGGGUUUGAUCCAAGUAGAGGAGGAAGGCCUGAGUUCUACUUUGAAGAUGGAGCAUAUCCUGAGCAGGUUGAUUGGAUUGGACAAAAGAAUCAAAUAGAUGCUGCUAAAGCUGCCGGAGUGAAACAAAUUGUGCUGGUCGGGUCAAUGGGUGGAACAAACCUUAACCAUCCCUUGAAUAGCUUGGGAAAUGGGAAUAUUUUGGUCUGGAAGAGAAAGGCUGAACAGUAUCUGUCUGAGUGUGGAGUGCCAUACACAAUUAUAAGGGCUGGAGGCUUGCAAGAUAAAGAGGGUGGAAUUCGUGAACUACUUGUUGGCAAGGAUGAUGAGCUUCUUCAGACAGAAAUGAGGACAAUUGCUAGGGCUGAUGUCGCGGAAGUUUGCAUUCAGGCACUGCAGUUUGAGGAGGCCAAGUUCAAAGCAUUUGAUCUGGCAUCAAAGCCUGAGGGAAGUGGAACCCCAACUAAGGAUUUCAAGGCUCUCUUUUCCCAAACCACUGCUCGUUUCUGAUUUCAAGAUUGGAAUUUGCAUGCAUCUUGAUCGAGGUAAGGUGGUGGGGAGCAAUAUAAAUCUAAAAUAGCUGUAUCUGGCUAAUAUAUAUGUAGAUUAGUUCCUGCUGGUCUCUAGUAACUCUGAAAGUCUUAUCGAUUAAGAGUUAGCAAUCCAGGCAAUCCUUGAAUCACCAUGGCUUUAAAGGAAAAUGAGUACACAAGUUUACCUUUGUUUAUUAGCAGCGGAUGCUUAAAAAUGCAAUAUGACCUCAUUGUUCAAACUUGAAUUUGAGUUUAAAAUAUAUAAUGGUUAUAUCAUAAAUUCAUGA
Molecule: messenger RNA, 1635 nt
Organism: Malania oleifera
Lineage: Eukaryota; Viridiplantae; Streptophyta; Magnoliopsida; Santalales; Ximeniaceae
Exons: 7
Coding region: 348-1325 (325 amino acids)
Cellular component (GO): chloroplast
Molecular function (GO): oxidoreductase activity
Source: RefSeq, a predicted model, not a curated record